AUGCGCGCUCCCUUGUCGUCGUCAUCGUCGGCCCCGCGCCCCGCGGCGCACCGGGCCCUGCUGUCGAUGCUCAUCGCCGCACUGUGCCUCUUCGUCAACCCAGCCUUGGCGCUCGUGGGAUCCGGCGGCGUCUGCUUCGACUCCUGUUCGUACACUCUCCGCGCGCCGCGCUUCAACGAUACCCAGUCGUACAAUGGGACUAUGCCGGCAAAGUCAAAGCUCAUCGCCUCAUGCGAGAGCCGCCUGCACAUCACGUCGCUGUACCUCUGCGCCGACCUGCACUGCGACCUGACGCACCGUGUCGCCGGGCUGAGCGACCUCAACCACACCUGCCAGACGUACAUGAACUCUUCGCUACCGCCGUUUGAAAUCCUCGCCAACUAUUCGAGCGAGGAGAUUGCCGGCCUGAGAAGGCUCACCCAGGAAGAGAGCGUCGAGACGACUGUCUUGAAUGAAGUCGUCUUGCCUGCGGAUUCUUUCUAUCAGAUUUGGGCCGACACGCUCGACUCUGUCGAGUACACCUACGGAUAUCAUUACAGAUAUGGCCUCUACGUGAUUGUCUUCUGGUUCAUUGUGAUCGCCGUCGGGCUAGGGUCUCGUCUCAUCUCUGCCAUCGGAAACCUCCAAAAGCGGGAAUACAAUCCGCGCAACACACCGAGCAUCUACCACGCGUCCGCCCUGUGGCUCAAGCGGUACAUCACCGUUCCUGCCACCUUCGGAUACCGUUGUUCGCAGAAUCUAGGCUGGUGCACGAUACCGCCUCGUGUCCAGAGUCUCACCAUCUUGGCCUUCAUCAUCGUAAACAUAUUCUUUUGCGUCCAUGGCUACAUCAUCUUCCCGGACACAUGUAUGUGGCGUUAUGUCGCCGAUAGAACCGGCAUCAUCUCUUUUGCCAACUUUCCCAUCAUCUGGCUGUUCGGCAUGCGAAACAACCUGCUCAUGUGGGUGACCGGCUGGGACUUUGGAACGUACAACAACUUCCACCGCUGGGUUGCCCGUGUAGCGACGGUCCAGGCCGUGAUCCAUUCCGUCGGUUACGUCGUCCUUGUCUUCGAUGACGGCGACUGGGCGUACUUCAUGUCCUGGUGGAAGGUUAUGUUCUGGUGGGCGGGCUGGUUUGCAACGUUUGGCAUGGUCGCUCUUCUCGUAGCGUCGGUGUAUUGGAUGCGACGGAAGCAGUACGAGCUGUUCCUCAUUCUUCACAUUCUUCUAUCUAUCCUUACCCUCAUCACCAUGCUUGGCCAUGUCUCCAUUUUCAAGGGAGAGUAUGAUAUCCUAUUCUGGGUACCUUUCUACAGCUGGAUAGGCGAUCGUGUGCUGCGCAUGGCGAGGACGCUUUCCUUCAACCUAAGGUUCUGGAAUACCUUCGCUCUCGCGAGCUACGAUGCAAACUCCAACAUCAUCCGCCUGAGCAUCCCCUACUCCACCAGCUUCUACGAGCCGAAGCCGGGCACCUACUACUACCUCCACGUCCUUAGCGACAAGUGCUUUUGGGAAAGCCAUCCUUUCACCAUGGCCUGCACGACAACAAACAUGCACGUGCAAAGGAAGUCAUCCUGCGAGCAGACACCUCUGCUUGUCGCGGGCGAACAGGACCAAGAACCCAUGUCCGAAGUCGCGCUUGAGCCGAAGAGAGGCGAACCCUCAAUGACUUUCCUGAUCCGCCCAUACGACAGCUUCACCGCUCGCCUCCGCGAGGACGCCGCCGCCGCAUGGCCCCGCCCUGCACGUCUCCGUGUCCUUGUCGAAGGGCCUUACGGUCACACGCAACCCUUCAACCAAUUCGAUGACCUGCUCUUCAUAGUUGGAGGCAGUGGCGUCGUGGUGCCAGUGGCACAUCUCGCCGAGCUCACAAAAGCCGGUUCGAGAGCGAGGUCGAUCAAAAUCAUCUGGGCCGUUCGCGAGCUAAGCUUUGCCGUGGAUGUGCUGAGACAAGACUUUGAGGACGCGUUCGAUAGUGGGAAGCUUUCUGUCGAUAUCUAUGUCACGCAGCACAGCCUCGCGUCCAACGCCGUGCGACCGAACGACUGGCCGGAGCAGGUUCGCUUGCUCCACGGCCGGCCGGAUGUACGUGAGGAGGUGCAGGACGCCGCAACGGGAGCGGGCAAGGCUAGUCUUGCCGUCGUCGCGUGUGGGCCGGCUGUCAUGGCCGACAGUGCGAGGAAAUCCGUUGUCGAGAUGCUUGACCGCGGAUGGUCAAGGAUUGAGUAUUUUCAAGAAAGUUUCAACUGGUGA
Messenger RNA from Colletotrichum spaethianum, 2235 nucleotides. RefSeq names its product ferric/cupric reductase transmembrane component B. Gene Ontology annotation, molecular function: ferric-chelate reductase activity. The coding region runs from base 1 to 2235 and encodes 744 amino acids. The transcript is spliced from 7 exons. The record is from RefSeq and is a predicted model, not a curated record. Lineage: Eukaryota; Fungi; Ascomycota; Sordariomycetes; Glomerellales; Glomerellaceae. Gene Ontology annotation, biological process: copper ion import; iron ion transport; intracellular iron ion homeostasis. Gene Ontology annotation, cellular component: plasma membrane.